Molecule: messenger RNA, 6323 nt
Organism: Ixodes scapularis (black-legged tick)
Lineage: Eukaryota; Metazoa; Arthropoda; Arachnida; Ixodida; Ixodidae
Gene: Pka-R2
Product: cAMP-dependent protein kinase type II regulatory subunit
Exons: 13
Coding region: 822-1991 (389 amino acids)
Biological process (GO): regulation of protein phosphorylation
Cellular component (GO): cAMP-dependent protein kinase complex
Molecular function (GO): cAMP-dependent protein kinase regulator activity
Source: RefSeq, a predicted model, not a curated record
ACCUAAGGCCUACCGAUGAGAUGAGAUAGCGGACGGCAAGUCGUCGAGGUCGCGAGGCAAGGCAGGCAGGCAGGCAGUCGCGACGACGAUCUCUCCAACGAGUUUCGCGUGUGCGUGCGUGCCCAUCUGCAGCAGCUCGCUUCGGCGUAGCUUAGCGUCAGCUUAGCGUCGCGCAAACGCCGGCGACGGCGUCGGGGAGCGCAGUCGGCACAGCCCGUCGGCGCCCAAGCGAGUUCUUCUUAAACCUCGAGCCUUCAUUCCGCCGCCGUCGACGCUGGUUCGGUCUACAACUGCUGCCGCUGUAGUGUGUUUUCCUUUUCUAUACUUGGGUGCUGUCGCCACACGUCUGUUUUCGUACUCGUCUUGUGCGCGGGUGUGCGAAUCGGGGCCGUCGUCUUCGAGUGGAUUAUCGACGCUUGCUUCUUCUCGUCGAGGAUAUUCCCGGCCCGUUUUUCGUGUUUCUUUUUUGGUGAGGGGGCGAUCGCCGGGCGUAAGGAUCGACGACCUCACUAGUGUGACACCUUCGAGCCCUGUUCGAGGAGGCGCUGCGUCUCGCACCGGACUGACGAUAUUCUGCCGCGACUGUCGCCGAUUCCUUUGUGACGCCGGAGAAGUGACUCGGAUAGAGCUGUCAAAAGUCGCAGGCGUUGCGACUACUCCGGAAGUCGGUCUGACGUUUAAUUUCGUCGAAGAAAAAGGUGUGUGCGGUUGGAGAAGUUACUAGGUAUUCUUCGGGACGGUGCGUGAGAGUGUCCCUUUUUUGAUCGGAAAGGGGGGAGUGGUGGUGAUUGUGGUGCCGUGACUGCGGACCGAGGGAUAAUAUGCGGCUCUUCGGACGCAAGUCUCGCUCGUUCACGCUGCCGUCCGAGGACGGACGCAACAGUCCUGGCUACGAGAGUCGCCCCCCGGGUGUCGCGAACGGUCGGGGCGGACCGACCCUACCCACUCUGCCCGAAAUUCGGGUGGAUGCACCGCCGGCCGACGACCCGCCGUCGACUCCCGACGAACACCGGCCCGUCGAACACCGACCCGUCGAAGUGCCGGCCUCCGACGAAACUGCAGAGCCCCCUACCCGGUUUUCGAGGCGAAAGUCAGUCUUUGCCGAACACUACGAUCCAGCCGAGGAUGAGGACGACGAAGGGCCCAAGGUGGUCCACCCCAAGUCGGACGAACAGCGGGAGCGGCUGAGCCAGGCAGUACGCAACAUCCUACUCUUCAAGUCACUCGAUGGGCUUCAGAUGAAAGAAGUCAUAGAUGCUAUGUUUGAACGAAAGGUGAAGGCGGGAGAGACGGUGAUCAAACAGGGAGAUGACGGAGACAACUUCUAUGUCAUCCAAAACGGCACGUACAACAUCUUUGUGUCGACGGACACGGAGAAGAACAAGCUGGUCGGCAAGUACGAGAACUCUGGCAGCUUCGGGGAGCUUGCCCUCAUGUACAACAUGCCACGAGCGGCCACCAUCACUGCGGUCAGCGAGGGAUCCCUCUGGGCGAUGAACCGGCAAACCUUCCGGCGCAUCGUCCUCAAGAGCGCCUUCAAGAAGAGGAAGGAGUACGAGACCCUCCUGGAGCGUGUGCCCAUGCUCAAGUCGCUCAACCACUACGAACGCAUGAACCUAGCCGACGCACUCACGCCAAGGUCUUUUGCGGACGGAGAGCUCAUCAUCAAACAGGGGGACGAGGCGGACGGCAUGUAUUUUCUAGAAGAUGGCAUGGUCAGAAUAGUCGUUAAAAAAAAUGGAGGCACCGAAAUGGAGGUGUCUCGCGUCAGCAAGGGCGGCUACUUCGGAGAACUGGCGCUACUGACGAAAAAGCCGCGGGCAGCCACGGUGUAUGCCGUGGGCGCCGUCAAGCUUGCCCUUCUGGACGUCUCUGCAUUCGAGCGACUCUUGGGGCCCUGCAAGGAAAUCAUGAUGCGAAACAUCGACCAGUACGAAGAGCAGAUGGUCCAAGCGUUUGGAUCCAAAGCCAACGUCUCGGACCUGCGAUGAUGGGGCAGCUUCGGAACACUUCCCUCUUCUCUCAUUGCCGCCCCUUCCCUCUUUUCCCUAGCUGUCCACCCCCCCCCCCCCCCCCCCACAGACUUCCGGGCAUUCCCCAGAAAUCCGUAGUCGGAUGACGACGUUGUUCCGAGGCCAGAGUCUGGUGUUUCUGCCUCAUUCUUUCCCUAAGUCGGGCCCCUUCCCGCCGUUGUCAGCGCUUGUCUCCGUGACCCAAUUGUGUUUUUUUGUUUUUUUCUGAGAGUAUGGGACAGUCUGUGAAUCUGGCAGUCCUAUUGGUUGGUUGGCAAGCGCACAGACGGAGGACCGACCGGUCAGAGGGAACGGUCUGCCAUCGACGCAAGGAUCGGCGCGUUUUUCCGACUCUUACUCGUGUUUUUAGGAAAGAAUAAAGGGAAGGGAGCGCGAAUCGAGCGAAUCUGAUUGGUCCGUUUGAAAUGCGCUUAAGAGGCAAACUGGCCAGUCGGAGAAAGCGGCGUGGGAACUGAGCUCUCUGGUUUGUCGAGCGGGGGCAGCGGACAGCGUGUUGUCAGGGAAGAACGGGAUGGGGCAUGCACGGUCUUAAACGGAAGGAUCCCCAUUGGUCGGAACUGUUUUGUUCCCGACCAGUGGGAGGCGGUUUCCGAUUCGUGGAACAGGGGCGACGACAGGCAUCCUUUCCUGCCAUAGUUGUGUCUUUGAGGAAGGAAAGAAGUGUGGGGGCAAAACGUUUGUAAAAGGAAGCGCAUCUAUUGGUCGGUCGGUUCGCACGAGGGACGAGGAUUAAGCCGUACGAAGAGCGGGGCAAGAUGAAACUUCUUCACGAUUGGUGGAAAUGACUGGUCGGAUGAGAUUGAGGGGCCAGCAAUUUGUGGGACAGGGAGGCGUGCAGUUUGUUUUCUCUGCACGUUUCUCGAGGCUCCUAGGUUGUCCGGGUGUGCAAGUUUAGUGCUGCUGAGGUCGCUUUGAAUCCAUUUCAGUUAUUUCAGCCGGGCGAGUUGAGUAGCACCUAGGACAUCCCCAGACUUCCUUCGCGUGACCGUGAGAUACCUCUCCCCGUCGGGUUAGUUUCUAAAGUCAUUGUUAACUCCAUCAAAGUGUGCGUCCAACGCCACAAGCAGCGAAAUCCGAUUUCUGAUCACUUUUCCGACUUUUGCCGGGUUGACCAUCGGAAUUUAUUGGCCGUGAAACUAAUUUGAUGAGACAACUGCAAAUACCCGUCAGUUAUAACCUUGCAUGGGAAUGCAUUUCCGGCACACUUGAGGUGCAUAUCGGAAAUGCUACCAAUUUAUUGAUCCGACCGUGGAAAGCAAAAGCCUCCCCGUCGGCAUAAACCAAACAGAACGCCGAUUUCGAUUGGAAUUCUUGUACGCCGACGACCGUUCACAACUUUGUGCUCAAUCCUGCCCCCCAUUGUGAAUGCCUCGAGACAUGGCGUCAGUCGCAACGCGUCGGGCUUUCUUUUUUGUCUCGUGCGUGGAGCCGUCGAUAGAGUUUAGAGCAGUACAGUGGGGAACAGAGCUUGCGUAGCUCGAGAGCAGGGGAUCGUGUCGACGCGAUGCUGUCUGUACUACGUGGGUUUGUACCGAACUGGCGUGCACUUUGUCGGUUACUAAGAGAGUCCCUUAGAUUGCACUUGCCACUUUUUUUUUCUUCUGAAUCAAUAUCUCUAGGAGCUAUCGUCGAAGGGCCCCGUGAACCUUGUUUUUCUGCGCACCCAAACGUCGUGCCGGGCGUACGUUUGCUUCGCAGUUUUAUUUUGUACGUGUCACUUUGCAGUAGGCAUUGUAGAGCUCUUCCGCUCAAUGCGGUGUCGUGCCGUUAAAUUUGGAAGGCAAAGGAAUGUUGUCGGUUUAAUUUUUUUUCUGUCGCUCCAUGGCAGUUUUCGUUGACACAUCUGCUUGUUGGUUUCUUUUUUUAGCACCAACCGCUUUACUCGCUUUUUUUUUUUGUUUUUAGUCAUAGAACUUUUUUAGGCAUAUAUUUCGUCACCGGUUCGAAGUUCUGGCAUGUGGGUUCGCGCUGGGCGUCCGAACCCACAAGACAUUUGUCGUUUGUGUGGACGUCGCCCUGACGACGGGCGAAUCGGUUCACGAACCUGGGGUACGCUGUCGACUAUAGGCCGUCGACUGCUAGGAGCUUGUUCGGCUGAAUUGUGCCCGGGUUUUCCACGUCGCAACUCGAGAGAACCGUCUUCCGCCCGGACUGCGAGAAUGACUCCCACGGAAAGUGCUUUUGGUUGUUUCUCCGGUUCGCGUUGCACGGCCAAUAGUAUGAUAAACACACUUGCGAUCAUAAGGUAGCGCACCCUUGCCAGUAUCGCAGCCAAAAGGUGGAGCCAACUGCCGGUGACUUCUAGUUUGCACUACGGACGACUGUAACUUUUGCUAGUGCCAUGUUUGUUUUGUUUUCGUAAAUGAAGCGACGACGUAAAUUUGGGAAGGUUGACCCCGCACAUGAAGGAAUUGCAGGUUUGUGGCAUGUUUUCGACCGACCGUGUUCAUAACGGGGGAGACGUAUACCAUACGGCAAUUCAUUCUCCAAACUGUUUCUUUCUGUGUGUAUGUGAGUAAUUAAUGUGUGUAUGUGCGUGCGUGUCGGUGUGUUCGCAAAAAUUGCACGUGUGAGAGGGCGCUCGUUCGUAAGACUCUGCCGCACGCCGAGCUUCUAAAGAGACGAGCCUUUGCUUGCGCGGCGCAGAACUUUUGUUAGAAUAGUUUUUUUUAUGUUUCAGAGAUUACGCAAGCUAGAACGAGAACAGAGUUUACGACCCUUUGUUUUUCUUCUAGUUUCUUCCCCUUUUAAGAGCAAUCUAUGACGAGUUGUGUAUUGUACCCUUUUCUUCUUUUUUUUUUUUUUUUUUUGCCGGAGCCACUCUAUAUUCCAUGUACUGCGUACUGGACUACCAAUGUUACUUGUUGAAGCUAGCAUAGUCACAAUGUAUGUUUUCGUUGUCCUUCCGGCUCAUUCUUUUCGUAGUGUCGUUAGUGUCACUUCUUUUAAGACUCGCGCGUUUGUCAUGCUCGCUGUGCAAAGAUCCACGGAGCUGGUGCGAACUCGCUAGCAGACGAGGUGUGUGUGGGGCGCCGCCAUUCCGGCACCGGACGUUUUGUACCGAACGGUCGACGGAGCUCGGUCUUUGCGUCACGUUACGACGGCAGGGUCUCAAAUACUGCUGCGAAAUUGGCGCCAAAAAUCCUGGGUUCAACUAUGCAUCACAGAUAUGCCCAGUUGAGAAGUGGUGGCAGACGGGAUGCCAAUGUUGCCAGCUGUAGAGCCGGGCUCUCUGUUCACACCACGGCCACAUUGGUAGAACGAUGGUGCGACUUUAUUUUCUUUUCGCCCGCGAUCCCGAAAUUCUGCCGAGUCGUUCGGAACUGCUUUCGUGAAUGGGGAAAACCAGAACCUGCCAGUGCUCUUGCCUCGCAUGCCAGCGCCAUCUGGUGGCAACACGAGGGAUGCGAGUCCACCACACACGCACGUCGAACGCGCAAACUGCGUUCGUGAGUUCUGGUUUCUCUUCUGUUCACAACUGAAUAUGCUCGCCAGACGUUUUUCCCAAAUUGAUAGUAGUUUCUUAACCCAGGAGCAUUGUUCACGAACCGACGUUCCGUGACGCGUCUGCUAAACCAUUUUUACUGGUCUAGUUCCACCUGCUGCACUGUCCCGUGCUGCCGCCUGUAUUUCCAACAGCGAGCUUCUCCAGUAUUCUUUGCACACCGUCAAACUCGCUGUCGUCUGCAGACGACGACUCGCACCUUGCUCACGGCAGACGGAAGACACGAGCAAAGUCGCCCACCAGCCCGAAGCACCUCUCGACAAUACCGUUACAGAUGCAGAGUAUUCUUCUCCCGUUGAGGGCAAAAGAAAUGACAAAAAAAAAAGACUGUUGUGGUAUGUUGAUGGAGUUGUUCCGUACCGUUUUUUGCAUUGUCCUCGACGCAUCCGACGUUUCUCUGUGUCUCUCAUGUUUGCCUCCCCCUUCUCUCUUCGACGAUGUGGAAAAGUGCUACUAGUACUACCUUGUUCCUUAUCAUGUGCACACGAUCGAAAAUAACAUUGCGUCUGGCUCUCUCGCCCGUUUCUUUUUUGCAAUUUUGUACGGACUGUUCUUUAACACUUUUUGUUAACGUUUUUCUUUGACGUUGCUUUGUUGUUGAAGUUCCCGAGUUUCUUUCGACCCUGCAUCCCUUUCUUCUUUCGUUUCGUUGCAAGGAAGGAGCCUUUUCUUUAUUUUUCUUUUAUUUUUCUUCUCUCCGCAAAUUGUAGGUGUAUAUUUAUGAAUGUUGAAUUUCGACUCUCGAGCACGCUGGGAAUAAAUGCGGGCUGUACGACGGAAACUUC